AUGGAUAGUGAUGCUGUAACUAUUGAUUACGAAGAAGAAAGCAAUUACAUUCAGUCAGAACCAGAACAGAUCGGUCCGACGGCCCAAACCGAAGAUCUCGCCGAAGAAAACAAAAGUCUGGUGUGGAGCUUACUAAAGCAAGUUCGGCCUGGAAUGGAUCUUUCCAAAGUAACGUUGCCAACAUUCAUCCUUGAGCCGCGUUCGUUCCUUGAAAAACUCGCCGAUUUCUAUUACCACUCAUAUAUCCUUACUGAGUGA
This is a messenger RNA of Gongylonema pulchrum, 258 nucleotides long. Lineage: Eukaryota; Metazoa; Nematoda; Chromadorea; Rhabditida; Gongylonematidae. The record is from the annotation of a GenBank genome assembly.